GGUUCCAUUCCAGGUCAAGCAAGUACCAAUGCAACUUUUCUAAGUUUGUAUGUACUUUCUUGGUAUAUCUUGGACUUGGACACCAAUUUCUACGUUUCGGAUGGCACGUUAAACUGUAGGUCCCGGCUGUCAUUGAACCUCCUUGGCAGUUGUUACGGGUAGUCAGAAGCCAGUAACACCAGUCUAGCUACUAAGAACCGUAUUCCCCUUACUCCGCAUCUACAUGCGAUAAUAUGUUGGUAGGUGCAGCUGCUAUCACACAGUAUCAGUACUUGUACUAUACUUCUCUGUGCUGUGAAGUGUGAUUAUCGUAUCCUAGUAACAACGUUGGCACGGUAACUAUUAGGAGUAAACAUUAGAUCCUGGGUAAAUCAUAAACAUCGGUCAUAAUAAGACAUUAAAGUAUUUAAUAGCUCAUAAAACAGAAUUUAUUGCAUUAAAUCAAACACUGAGGGAGACACCUAUAGAGUAAAUCAGUUUGUUUAAACCUUAUUGGUACCUAUUUGCUUCAUUCAAGCCAUAAUGAAGCCAUAUAAUUUGAUGAACCGUUCUAAAUUCAAAUUGCUGCAUUGACAACGUCAAUAUUGUCACGAAAAAUUGGGACGCGACGGUGUUUCGAUUUUCAUUAUUCCCAGGCAUUUAUUGUGUCAAUUAAAACGAUUUUUUUUACUAAAUAAUGGCCAACGAAGCUGAGGAGACGGUUCGAAAGCUAUCUAUGCACAAAGGUGUGGCAGGAGUCAUAGUUGUCAACGGUGAAGGUAUACCAAUCAAGACUACUUUAGAGAAUCAUGUUUCUGUUCAGUAUGCGGGCCUUAUGAGCUCCUUAGUGGAUAAAGCGAAGGCGGUAGUGAGAGAUCUCGACCCUACCAAUGAUCUGACCUUCCUGAGGAUACGGAGCAAGAAAAGCGAGGUGAUGGUGGCUCCAGAUAAAGACUUUAUACUGAUAGUCGUGCAAAACCCGGUUGAAUGACGAAGGUUUUGGCUCGUGAGCCAAUGUUUUUUACCUUCCCUUGGUCUAUUUUUCUUAAAGUACGCCAAUUACCUUUAAUGUUUGUAUUUUUCUAUCUAGUCAUAGUUCUGCUUUAUUUUACUUCUUGUCAACUUUUUCUACUGCGUUAGUUGCUCAGUAUAUUGUAAUGAAAUAUUAUGAAAAUUAUGUAACACUACGUAUUCUUUCUAUUUCAUUUUAAUUCAUUUACUUAUAAUGUUUUUGCUAUCAUCUCAUCAAUUAUGUAAUAAAUAAAACAGUAUCACAUUUAAUUGGUUUAUUACUUAGUCAUAAGUUAGAUCACAAGUCACUAUUCUAGAUGUGGAAUGAUUACCAACUUCCGCGUCCUCUGCCCCGGCCUCUGAAUCCUCCGCGGUUAAAACCUCGGUUGCCGAAACCACCUCGGCCGUAACCAUUACCACUGCCGAAACCUCCCUGGUUCCCGCCAAAACCACCCUGGUUCCCUCCAAAACCGCCCUGGUUCCCGCCGAAACCACCUUGAGCACCUUCGAAGCCGGGGUUACCGCCACUGAAACCACCUCGUCCCCAGAAGCCUCCUCGGUUACCGAAACCUUGGUUGCCGAAGCCCUGGUUUCCCCCAAAGCCC
This is a messenger RNA of Helicoverpa zea (corn earworm), 1595 nucleotides long. RefSeq names its product dynein light chain roadblock-type 2 (gene robl). The record is from RefSeq and is a predicted model, not a curated record. Gene Ontology annotation, cellular component: cytoplasmic dynein complex; cytoplasm; centrosome. Gene Ontology annotation, biological process: microtubule-based movement. NCBI's taxonomy places the organism in Eukaryota, Metazoa, Arthropoda, Insecta, Lepidoptera, Noctuidae. The transcript has a single exon. Bases 677 to 970 code for a protein of 97 amino acids. Gene Ontology annotation, molecular function: dynein intermediate chain binding.